Messenger RNA from Emys orbicularis (European pond turtle), 762 nucleotides. It is a transcript of the gene FASLG, whose product is annotated as Fas ligand. Gene Ontology annotation, cellular component: membrane. The transcript has 4 exons. The record is from RefSeq and is a predicted model, not a curated record. NCBI's taxonomy places the organism in Eukaryota, Metazoa, Chordata, Testudines, Emydidae. Bases 1 to 762 code for a protein of 253 amino acids. Gene Ontology annotation, molecular function: tumor necrosis factor receptor binding. Gene Ontology annotation, biological process: positive regulation of canonical NF-kappaB signal transduction; extrinsic apoptotic signaling pathway via death domain receptors; immune response.
AUGCAGCAGAACCUGAAUUAUGUCUACCCCCAGAUCUUUUGGGUGGACAGCUGUGCCAGUCCCACUUGCGCUCCAUCGGCGCCCAUUGCCACCUGCCCGCCACCCGUGCCGGAGAGGAGGAGGAGAAAACAGAGCAACAAGAGGGAUGGCACAUGCCUCUGUUUCUUGGUGGUGUUUUUGCUGGUCCUGCUGGCCCUCGCUGGAGUGGGGCUGGGGAUGUUUCAGAUUGUCCAGCUGCAGAAGGAACUGGCUGAGCUCCGAGAGUUAACCAGCACCGGACAUGUUCCUUCGUCUAUGGAGAAGCGCAUAGGUGAGCCAUCCUUACCCACAGAGAAGAAGGUGAUCAGGAAGGCAGCACAUUUAACAGGCAAAGCUGAUCAGAAAGCCCUUCCUCUGGAAUGGGUGGCCACCCUUGGGCACGCCUUCACCUCCAACAUUCAAUACAGACACCGCAGCCUGGUGAUCAAUGAAACGGGCCUGUACUUUGUGUACUCCAAGGUGUUCUUCCGAGGCAAGAUCUGCAACAAUCUGCCCUUAGACCACAUGGUUUUCAAACAAAAUCCAGCCUACCCAGCUAGCCAGGUGCUGAUGGAGGACAGAAAGAUGAACUACUGUGCGGCUGGAAAGAUGUGGGCCAGGGGCAGCUACCUGGGGGCAUUGUUCAACCUCACCAAAUCAGACAGCUUGUAUGUCAACGUCUCCGAAACGGCUCUGGUUAAUUUUGAGGAAUCCAAGACAUUUUUUGGUUUAUAUAAACUUUAG